GCCGGCACACACCAAACAUUCAGCCGUUCACCGUGUGAGGAAGCCAUCAGAGUGGAGCAGGCUGGAUCCCUGGUACUCCUACACCCACUGGUUCCCCAUGGCCUCAGCCCAUGUGAUGAAGGAGCCUCUGGAACCCGUGCCCAAGAUGCAGCCUGCCAUGAUGAUGUUCUCCAGCAAGUACUGGAGCAAGCGUGGGCUCUCCCUGGACUCGGCCAUGUUUGACCACCAGCAGCAGCGGCACACCGGAGGCCGCAUGUCUCGCCGCACAUCAUUUGGCCCCAUCAAUGAGAACCCGGACAAAGACGGAGGCGAGGAGGCCGGCAGGACAGCCGUGGUUUUCUCAUUGAAGAAUGAGGUGGGCUGUCUGGUCAAAGCCCUCAGACUCUUCCAGGAGAGGCGGAUAAACCUGAAUCACAUCGAGUCUCGGCCGUCGAAGCGCGUCACUAAUGAGGUGGAGAUCUACGCUGACUGCAACUGUAGCAAGAAGGAGUUCAACGAGCUCCUGCAGCAUCUCAAAGAUCACGUCAACAUCAUCUCCUUCAACACACCUGCAAAUGUUUGGUCUGCAGAGACAGAUGAAGAUGAUGUUCCAUGGUUCCCGAUGAAAAUCUCAGAGUUGGACGAGUGUUCUCACAGAGUGCUGAUGUACGGAUCAGAGCUGGACGCCGACCAUCCUGGCUUUAAGGAUAAUGUUUAUCGCCAGCGGAGGAAGUUCUUUGUGGAAGUGGCCAUGAAUUAUAAAUUCGGGCAGCCCAUCCCUCGGAUCGAGUACACUCCAGAGGAGAUCCAGACUUGGGGUGUGGUCUACAGGGAGCUCACCAAGCUGUACCCAACCCACGCCUGCCGGGAACACCUCAAAAACCUGCCGCUGCUCAUCAAGCACUGUGGCUACAGAGAGGACAACAUUCCCCAGCUGGAGGACGUUUCUCUGUUUCUACGAGAGCGGUCUGGUUUCUCUGUUCGCCCUGUGGCCGGAUAUCUUUCUCCCAGAGAUUUCUUGGCCGGUCUGGCCUACAGAGUGUUUAACUGCACUCAGUAUGUCCGUCACUCCACCGACCCACUGUACACACCUGAGCCCGACACGUGCCAUGAGCUGCUGGGCCACGUGCCACUGCUUGCUGAUCCCAAGUUUGCCCAGUUUUCUCAAGAAAUUGGCCUGGCGUCUCUUGGAGCCUCUGAUGAGGAUGUUCAGAAACUGGCCACAUGUUACUUCUUCACCAUUGAGUUUGGCCUGUGCAAACAGGACGGUCAGCUUCGAGCUUAUGGAGCUGGUCUGCUGUCCUCUAUUGGAGAACUGAGGCAUGCCCUGUCUGAUAAGGCCUGUGUGAAGAUGUUUGAUCCACGGACAACCUGCACCCAGGAGUGUCUCAUCACCACCUUCCAGGAAGUUUACUUUGUCUCAGACAGCUUUGAGGAGGCCAAGGAGAAGAUGAGGGAGUUUGCCAAGACGAUCAAGAGGCCAUUUUCCGUAUAUUACAACCCAUAUACUCAGAGUGUCGACCUGCUCAAAGACACCAGGAGCAUCGAAGACGUGGUCCAGGACAUCCGCAACGACCUCACCACCGUGUGCGACGCCCUAGGAAAGAUGAACACCUACUUGGGCAUAUGAAACAUGUUUCAUCUGAGCUCUGAUACAGGUUUCAAACAUCAGUAGUGCUUCUGUGGAACCUUUUCACUUGUGUUCAUCUCCGUUUCUGAGCUACCUAUAUUGUGCACACACAAGAGGAAAAACACCUGCAAGUAUUUAAAUACAGAAAGACUUAA
Molecule: messenger RNA, 1764 nt
Organism: Thalassophryne amazonica
Lineage: Eukaryota; Metazoa; Chordata; Actinopteri; Batrachoidiformes; Batrachoididae
Gene: tph2
Product: tryptophan hydroxylase 2 (tryptophan 5-monooxygenase)
Exons: 11
Coding region: 98-1609 (503 amino acids)
Biological process (GO): serotonin biosynthetic process; aromatic amino acid metabolic process
Cellular component (GO): neuron projection
Molecular function (GO): iron ion binding; tryptophan 5-monooxygenase activity
Source: RefSeq, a predicted model, not a curated record